AAUAAAGAACUCUGGGAGAGUGUGACCUGAAGGUCCCAAAGACCUCUAUCCCUGAUGAUCUGGUUAUUAUUUGAUUUAUGUCAAAUAAUAACUGCCCUUGUUUUGACCCAAGAGAGGAUUGUGUGGGAAGUUUGUCUGUGAGAUAGAGCUGAAGCGUUGCUCUGCAGAGUGUCUGGAGCCUAAGUGUACGCAGAGUGCCCCCCUCUCGGCUCCUUGAUAAAUAGGGAAAAGGUCCAGUUUGCUCCAGCUGGAAAGUUGAAGUCGUUGUUAAAUCCAUCUAUACUCGUUCCGUGAGGAAAAGGACAAUCUCUAGUAAUAUUGUUUAACUUCUUCUUCAGAUACUCAAUUGUAUAUGAAGCUAAUGGUUACGUACAGCAAUUUUAAAAGAAGGUUCUAUUUCAGCAUUCACUGAUGAAUAAGUGAGAAUUGGAGCAGAGAAUGGCAAAUACUUAUGUCACUACAUCUGAUGGUUACUGUCUUGCUGAAUCAGUGCAGUACUAUGAUAUUCUGCCAGAGCAAAUCAACUAUCAGCUGCACAAUACUGAUUUUCAAGAAUCACCUUAUUGCCAGUAUUCUACUGUCCAGUUUCCGACAGCUCUACAGUCCCAAUCUUUACAAAGUCAUUUCAACACUUACAGCUUGGAUCCACAGUUCAGUGGUGGAGAAUGUGGCUUUGGUUCCUAUGAAUUAAAUAAACCCACUUAUGUGGUUGACCAUGAUGCUGAAGAUGGAUAUUCUGGAAUGAAAAGGUCCAGACUCACUCACUCUUCCAUUCGGAUUAAGCGACAGGAAGAACUCUGUGUCGUUUGUGGUGAUAAAGCAUCAGGGUAUCAUUACAAUGCACUUACUUGUGAAGGUUGCAAAGGUUUUUUUCGACGUAGCAUCACCAAAAAUGCAGUAUAUCGUUGCAAGAAUGGUGGCCACUGUGAAAUGGACAUGUACAUGCGUAGGAAAUGUCAAGAGUGCAGACUCAAAAAGUGUAAGGCAGUAGGAAUGUUGGCAGAAUGUUUGCUCACAGAAAUCCAGUGCAAAUCAAAGAGACUUCGAAAGAACUUUAAACAGAAGAAUAGUUUUUACUCUAACAUCAAAGUGGAAGAGGAAGGAGUAGACAAGCUUGUAUCAUCCACCACUAGAUCUGGAAAAGUGGCAAGACUCUUACAAAAUUUCUUGUUUCCUUAAUGAUGACAUGUCUUGCUUACUAAGAAUUCAUUAUAGUUUUCCCCCUAUGAUUUCUUAUAGAUUAAGAAGAGCGUGGAACUAACUCAAGAGGAACAUCAGCUCAUUAAUAACAUUGUGGCUGCUCAUCAGAAAUAUACAAUUCCUUUAGAGGAAACAAAGAAAUUUCUGCAGAAGUAUGCAAAUCCUGAACUGAGCUUUUUGAGACUCUCAGAGACAGUGGUCCUCCACCUACAGGGGUUAAUGGAUUUUACCAAGGGACUCCCAGGCUUUGGAAAUUUGACAACUGAGGACCAGACUGCAUUAUGCAAGGGAUCAAAAACUGAAGUGAUGUUCCUUCAUGGGGCCCAACUUUACAGUCAGGAAGAAUGUCUUCUAUCAGCGUCUGAAAGUACUAUGAGAGUAUCAGAUCAUUCAGAUCACUCACUGAAUUGUCACAAUCAGAGUGAUAAUAGAAGUGUUAUUUAUUCCAUGGAAACAUUUUGCAGUGAAGACUGUCUUCCUACUACACUGACUGGUAUUGCUGAAGAAUUUAUUACCACAUUGUUUUACUUCUACAGAAGAAUGAGUGAACUUAAUAUUACUAAUACUGAAUAUGCUCUGCUUGCAGCAACAACUGUGUUUUUUUCAGAUCGUCCCUACCUUAAAAACAAGCAACAUGUGGAAAAUUUACAAGAACCGAUUUUACACAUUUUGUACAAAUAUUCAAAAAUUUAUCAUCCAGAAGACCUACAGCAUUUUGCUCGUCUCAUAGAGAGGCUCACUGAACUGAGAACAUUGAAUCACAACUACUCAGAAAUACUUAACACUUGGAAAGCAAAGGACCCCAAAUUGGCUAGUUUACUCUCAGAAAAAUGGAAUUUGUAUUCACAUUGUUGAAAUUUAGAAUGUUGUUGUGGUUUGUCUUAGAACUUUCUAAAUCUAAAUUGUUUAUCAUCAUAAGAUGACUGAUUUGAAAAACAUAAACAGGAUUGCUAGGUUACCAAUAUAUCCCCAUGAAAUGGACAUCAUCAGUGCUCAUCAAAUUUUGUGGAAUAUAGGACCAACCACUAGAGGGACAUCUAGGAUUCAAGAUUUGACUCAAAAGAAGCAAUGACUAUUGUUACUGCAUGGUUCCUUCAAAAGGGAAUAAUGCUAAAUAGAGUUCUCACCCGAAGAAACGCUACUUUUUUCCUUUAGUAGAAAAAUUGAAUGAAAAUAUAUAGAUUAUAGACAUGAGAAAGGCUAUCUAGUGGAAACAAUUGUAAUCAAAUAAAGGUAGUUUGUGAACCUCAUUAUUUUGGCCAGAUUAAUGGAUAAAAAACUAACAUUUUA
Messenger RNA from Ailuropoda melanoleuca (giant panda), 2490 nucleotides. Its product is annotated as bile acid receptor-like. The coding region runs from base 439 to 1179 and encodes 246 amino acids. The record is from RefSeq and is a predicted model, not a curated record. The transcript is spliced from 11 exons. Lineage: Eukaryota; Metazoa; Chordata; Mammalia; Carnivora; Ursidae. Gene Ontology annotation, biological process: positive regulation of transcription by RNA polymerase II; negative regulation of transcription by RNA polymerase II; negative regulation of inflammatory response. Gene Ontology annotation, cellular component: RNA polymerase II transcription regulator complex. Gene Ontology annotation, molecular function: zinc ion binding; nuclear receptor activity; RNA polymerase II cis-regulatory region sequence-specific DNA binding.